Molecule: messenger RNA, 4086 nt
Organism: Triticum dicoccoides
Lineage: Eukaryota; Viridiplantae; Streptophyta; Magnoliopsida; Poales; Poaceae
Product: probable LRR receptor-like serine/threonine-protein kinase At1g56140
Exons: 25
Coding region: 616-3744 (1042 amino acids)
Biological process (GO): protein phosphorylation
Cellular component (GO): plasma membrane
Molecular function (GO): protein binding; protein kinase activity; ATP binding
Source: RefSeq, a predicted model, not a curated record
AGCGGCGCAACACCUCGUCGCCCCAUGCGACGACGCCCCUUCUCACUCCCGCUGCUCAAGCAGCUUUCGCCAGCGCCCUGCGCCUCUGCCGCCCUAUAAGAUCCCGUCCCCGCAUCACCAUAUGUUCCAGGAUUAGGUCGCCAAGAUCUAGAUUCGAGCCAAUGGAGCUGAAUAUGUAUACGACUGACUGGUCCUUGUAGAGCUCCGCCGCAGGUAGCUCAUAGAGUCGUGGUCAUCAGCCGUACUGUCCGACGCUCACUGCCGCCGACAUGCGCCUCACCCACGAGCUAUGGCGGGUCAGCGGCGGCCGAGAGGACGGCCUCGUCAUUGAGUACAGGAUUAUACGGAACCGUGUGGAGAGCUAUACGGAAUUCUUAUGCUCACCUACCAAUUAUACGCGUGUAACCGUGUGGAGAAUCACUACACAGAAUUGACAAGCGCAAGCGCAAGCGGGGCCUGGACCCUGGAUAUUUUCGCGGUUGACAAGUCUGUGGCCGCCAACGAUGACCAACUGAUGCCAUGGCCUGGUCAACGGACCCAUCCCAGAGCAGUAUAGGUACCAUUCACCAUUAAUCUCAGUCAGGCGAGAGAGAGGGGGAACGCCAAGCAAGAACGAUGAGGCGACGACAUGAGCUGCUGGUCUCGCCGUCUUGUUGCUUGAUCGGCCUUGUGCUGCUGCUGCUCGCGCUGUCUGCUCGAGCUCAGCGGCAAGCACAGACAGGUCCGUCUGAAGUGGCCGCGCUGAACACCAUCUUCUCACGGUGGGGCCUGCGGGCGUCCACGGCGUGGAACAUCAGCGGCGAGCCUUGCAGCGGUGCCGCCAUCAACGAAACCGCCAUGGAUUCAGACAACGAAUUCAAUCCGGCCAUUAACUGCGUCUGCUCCUACAACAUCAGCACCGUCUGCCACAUCACCAGGCUGAGAGUAUAUGCACUAGAUGUGGUUGGUCAGAUUCCCGCGGAACUGCUAAAUUUAACUUACCUGACAGUACUGGAUUUAUCCCAGAAUUACUUGACAGGAUCUUUGCCAGCAUUUCUUGGAAAGCUGACUCGGUUGCAGUAUCUAAGUUUGAGUAUCAAUGCAUUAACUGGAGUUUUACCGAGCGAGCUGGGUAACCUCAAGAAUCUCAUUUCUCUGGGCGUUAGCACAAAUAAGUUUGUCGGUCCACUCCCCGAAGUAGUAGAAAACUUGACCAAACUUGAGCAACUGUAUAUCGAUAGUUGUGGUUUAAGUGGAGAGCUACCAUCUUCCUUUUCCAAACUUAAGAACCUGAAAUCCCUAUGGGCAUCAGAUAAUGGGUUUACUGGGAAGAUACCUGAUUACAUUGGAAGCUUAUCAAAUUUGCAGGAUCUGAGACUCCAUGGAAAUAACUUUGACGGUCCCAUUCCUGCAAGUUUUUCUAAUCUUAUCAACUUGACAAAUUUGAGAAUUGGUGAUUUAACGGGAGAGCUGUCUUCAUUGGCUUUUGUGGUUAACAUGACGUCGUUGUAUACUCUAGAUCUGAGAAACUCCAGGAUAUCUGACAACCUUGCUUCAGUGGACUUCUCAAAAUUUGUUAACCUCAAUUAUCUGGACUUGAGUUUUAACAGCAUCACAGGCAAAGUUACUCCAAACCUUCUGAACCUGAAUCCCCUCGAAUUCCUAUUUCUUGGGAGUAAUAACCUCUCUGGGAUCCUACCAGAUAUGAUUAGCCCUUCACUUACUACUAUUGAUCUGUCAUACAAUAUGCUCUCAGGAAGAUACCCUUCUUGGGUUAACAUGAAUAACUUACAUGUGAAUUUGGUGUGGAACAACUUUGGGAUAGAUAACUCGAACAACAGUAUUUUGCCUUCAGGACUAAAUUGUCUUCAGCGAGAUACUCCAUGUUUUGAUUCUCCAUCUUAUUCCUCCUUUGCGGUAGACUCUGGUGGUUCGAGACCCAUCAGAGGCUCAGACAACUCCAUUUACGAACCUGAUGAUGCCAGUCUUCCAGUUGCAUCAUACUAUGUUACGAACUCAACAAGAUGGGGCGUUAGCAACAUCGGGAGAUUCAUGGACUCGUCUAAUGGGAGUUAUAUAAUAUACACUUCUCGCCGGUUUACCAACACACUUGAUUCUGAACUAUUUCAGACAGCCAGAAUGUCACCCUCUUCAUUGAGAUACUACGACAUUGGGCUCAAGAAUGGCAUGUACAGCGUUGUACUUCAAUUUGCAGAGAUUUUUUUCCCAGAUGACCAGACAUGGAAAAGCAUGGGAAAGAGGAUUUUCAAUAUAUAUAUCCAGGGAGAUCUUAAAGAAACAGAUUUCGAUAUAAAGAAACAAACAAAUGGAAAAUCUUAUACUGCUGUUCAAAGACAGUACACUGUUGAAGUAACGAAUAAUUUCAUUGAUAUUCAUCUCUUUUGGGCUGGAAAGGGCACUUGUUGCAUUCCUGACCAAGGGUUCUAUGGGCCAUCGAUAUCAGCAUUAAGCGUAUCUUCUUAUGAUGGCAACGGUGAAGGGGAUCCUGGUUCACAGAGAAACAGCACUACCAGUAGAACAGGUUUGGUUGUUGGAGUUGUAGUCUGUGUUGCAAUUUUAGGAUUUCUAGCACUCGCUGGGGCCUUUGUUUGGAGGCAGAAAAGAAGAAGGCUAGAGGUGGAAAUGGAAGAGCUGUUCAGUAUAGUUGGAAGGCCUAACGUCUUCAGUUACGGUGAAAUAAAGUCUGCUACUGACAGUUUUAGGGAUAGCAACAUUCUCGGAAGAGGGGGAUAUGGACCUGUUUACAAGGGUAAGCUACUUGAUGGGAGGAUUGUAGCUGUAAAGCAGCUGUCUUCUACAUCUCAUCAAGGGAAAAAAGAGUUCAUGACAGAAAUUGCAGCCAUAUCUGCGGUGCAGCAUCGAAACCUCGUGAAGCUGCACGGUUGUUGCAUCGACAGUAAGACACCACUUUUGGUCUAUGAGUAUCUGGAACAAGGGAGCCUCGAUCAAGCAAUUUUUGGCAAGACAGACUUGAACCUAGAUUGGAGAACGCGCUUCGAGAUAUGCAUAGGCAUUGCAAGAGGUCUCGCAUACCUCCAUGAGGAGUCCAGCAUGCGGAUAGUCCACAGGGACAUCAAAGCCAGCAAUGUCUUGCUCGACGCUGAUCUCAACCCUAAGAUCUCUGACUUCGGGCUGGCCAGGCAUUACAAGGACAGCAUGACGCAUCUCAACACCGGAGUAGCUGGCACGCUUGGUUAUCUCGCACCCGAGUACGCCAUGAUGGGACACCUGACGGAAAAGGCCGACGUUUUUGCGUUCGGCGUCGUGGCACUGGAGAUCAUCGCUGGACGACGGAACUUCGAUGACAGCCUCGAGGAAGAUGAGAAGUAUCUUCUUGGAUGUGCCUGGCAUCUGCAUGAGAGCCAACGGACACUUGAACUGUUGGACAGUAAACUCAUUGAAUUCGAUGAGGAAGAGGCCGCGCGACUCAUCAAUGUCGCUCUUCUUUGCACGAUGGGCCUGCCUCAGCGACGCCCACCAAUGUCCAAGGUCGUGUCCAUGCUCAGGGAAGACAUUGAGGUGACUGACGUGGACACAACCAUUAGGCCCAGCUACGUCCCUGAAUGGCAGCUCAGGAGCUUCAGCAGCAGUUACGUCUCAGGGUCGGGGUCGUCGGCUCAGCAGUCCUCCGGCAGUCAAAUCAGCGCGCCGUCCAGCUCGAGCAAGAAGCCCGGGAUCCACAGGGACACCUCACCGCUGGCUUCGUCGCGUUGUUCUAGUGGCGGGAUCGAAGAGGGAGCAUGAAUGCCCGGAGUAAAUUGCAGAAAACCACCAUAAUUGGGGACCCUAAUUCACAAAACCACCAUCUUUCGUUUUUUUUUUCAAAAACCCACCACCAUUGUACUGACAGUUUUCAGAAAACGCUAAUCGCUCAAUUAAAACUGUUUAAGUGAAAAUCUGACCAGUGGGUCCUGAUGACAUGUCCACGUGACGGAGGAUAGACGGCACAACUGGUCAACCCUGUCCCCCCCUGACUUUUCCCCGCGCGCAGCAGCCAGCAGACGAGGAGCACCUAGCGCUUCCGUGUACAUGCACGCCCUGCGGCUCCGGCCAGCCAGGCUGCCGGCCGACGAGCCUCCCAGCACC